This is a messenger RNA of Suncus etruscus (white-toothed pygmy shrew), 2829 nucleotides long. It is a transcript of the gene LRRTM3, whose product is annotated as leucine rich repeat transmembrane neuronal 3. Lineage: Eukaryota; Metazoa; Chordata; Mammalia; Eulipotyphla; Soricidae. Gene Ontology annotation, molecular function: protein binding. Bases 670 to 2415 code for a protein of 581 amino acids. The record is from RefSeq and is a predicted model, not a curated record. The transcript is spliced from 3 exons. Gene Ontology annotation, cellular component: plasma membrane.
GCUCUUCACCACUGGGGGCACUUUUACAUAAGACCGCAUUCACCGGAGCCCAAGCAACAGUCGGAGCUGAGGUCCAGAAUGACAGUCUGCAGAAGUGAGCCGGAGCUGAGCGCCUGUGCAGUCCGGGGCUUCCCUGCCUUCUGGGCUCCCUCACCGCUCAGUGGCUGAAACUGGGUGCUCAGCGGCCCUGUCACCCACGCUUGGGCUAUGGAAUACAGGUUUGGCAGAGCGGGUGACCCCGGGUUGCCUCCAGGAAUAAUACCUCAUGCAUUGCUAUAAGAAGAAAUUUUAAGAAGCCAGUUUCUUUUUUUUUUUUUUCUUUUCUUUUCUUUUCUUUUUUUUUUAAGAGCAUCCCUUUCUCUAAAAUUUUUUUUUUCUUUUUCUGGUAAAGAUGCAAAAACGUAAGAUCCAUGAAGAUCCUAUUACCUAGGGAGAUUUGGAUGUUUUGCUGUGAAUGCGGUGCUGGGAUUUAUUUGUUCUUGGAGUGUUCUGCGUGGCUGGCAAAGAAUAAUGUUCCCAAAUCGGUCCAUCUCCCAAGGGGUCCAAUUUUUCUUCCUGGGUGUCAGCGAGUCCUGACUCACUGUAGUGCAGCUGACAGGGGCUGUCACGGAAGUGGGCCCCCUAAGCCAAAGCGAGAGACCUGAGGACGACCUUUGAACAAUACAAAGGAUGGGUUUCAAUGUAAUUAGGCUACUGAGCGGAUCAGCUGUUGCCCUGGUUAUAGCCCCUACUGUCUUACUGACGAUGCUUUCUUCUGCCGAGCGAGGAUGUCCAAAGGGCUGUAGGUGUGAAGGCAAAAUGAUCUAUUGUGAAUCCCAGAAAUUACAGGAGAUCCCCUCCAGUAUAUCUGCAGGCUGCCUGGGUCUGUCCCUUCGCUACAACAGCCUGCAGAAACUCAAGUACAAUCAAUUCAAAGGGCUGAACCAGCUCACCUGGCUGUACCUGGACCAUAACCACAUCAGCAAUAUUGAUGAGAAUGCUUUCAAUGGCAUCCGCAGACUCAAGGAGUUGAUCCUGAGUUCCAAUCGCAUCUCCUAUUUCCUCAACAAUACCUUCAGGCCGGUGACCAAUUUAAGGAACUUGGACCUGUCCUAUAAUCAGCUGCAUUCUCUGGGCUCGGAACAGUUCCGAGGCUUGCGCAAGCUCCUGAGUUUACAUCUACGCUCCAAUUCUCUCCGAACCAUCCCUGUGCGCAUCUUCCAAGACUGUCGCAACCUGGAACUUCUGGACCUGGGCUAUAACCGGAUCCGAAGUUUGGCCAGGAAUGUCUUUGCUGGCAUGAUCCGACUCAAAGAGCUGCACCUGGAGCACAACCAAUUUUCCAAACUCAACUUGGCCCUCUUCCCCAGGCUGGUGAGCCUUCAGAAUCUCUACUUGCAGUGGAAUAAAAUCAGUGUCAUAGGACAGACCAUGUCCUGGACCUGGAGCUCCUUACAAAGGCUCGACUUGUCGGGCAACGAGAUCGAAGCUUUUAGUGGCCCCAGUGUGUUCCAGUGUGUCCCCAAUCUGCAACGCCUCAACCUGGAUUCCAACAAGCUGACCUUUAUUGGUCAAGAGAUUUUGGAUUCCUGGAUCUCCCUCAAUGAUAUCAGCCUGGCUGGGAAUAUCUGGGAAUGCAGCAGAAACAUUUGCUCCCUGGUCAACUGGCUGAAAAGUUUCAAAGGGCUGAGGGAAAACACCAUCAUCUGUGCCAGUCCCAAAGAGCUGCAAGGUGUCAACGUGAUCGAUGCCGUGAAAAACUACAGCAUCUGUGGCAAAAGUACCACCGAGAGGUUCGACCUGGCCAGGGCUCUCCCUAAACCCACCUUCAAGCCCAAGCUCCCCAGGCCUAAGCAUGAGAGCAAACCUCCCUUGCACCCCACGGUGGGGACCACACAGCCCGGCCCUGACCCAGAGGCCGACUCGGAGCAUGUGUCCUUCCAUAAGAUCAUCGCAGGCAGCGUGGCCCUUUUCCUGUCCGUGCUGGUCAUCCUCUUGGUCAUCUAUGUGUCAUGGAAGCGCUACCCGGCCAGCAUGAAGCAGCUGCAGCAGCGGUCCCUCAUGCGAAGGCACAGGAAAAAGAAGAGACAGUCGCUCAAGCAGAUGACGCCCAGCACGCAGGAAUUUUAUGUCGAUUAUAAACCCACCAACACAGAGACCAGCGAGAUGCUUUUGAAUGGCACAGGACCCUGCAGCUACAGCAAGACAGGCUCCAGGGAAUGUGAGAUACCUUUAUCAAUGAAUGUGUCAACCUUUCUGGCAUACGACCAGCCUACAAUAAGUUACUGUGGGGUGCAUCAUGAACUUCUCUCUCAUAAAACCUUUGAAACGAAUGCACAGGAGGACACGAUGGAAACGCACCUAGAGACUGAGCUGGACCUGAGCACAAUCACAACAGCUGGCCGGAUCAGUGACCAUAAACAACAGCUGGCUUAACUGAACUCCUGGGUUGCCCGGCUUGCCACCAAACUGUAACUCAAAGACAAAACGAGCAAGAGUUCUUUCAUUGUGGACCUUAAAAAAAAAACAAAACGAAAUCCCCUGUUCAAAUAAAAAAAAAAUCCGAGAUUGAUUUAUGAAAUAAAGAAGACAUGAAUUGUUUCAAGUCUACACUUUGUAAUUAGCUAACUUGUGCAGUAUUUUUUUGACUUAAACAAGAGUAUGACCAGGAAAAAAAAAAAAGGAAAAAGAACCUUUUUUUAAAUAAAUAAAAAAAAAACCUCCAUCCUACCUACCUGUAAAAACUGUACAGAGCUAAUGUAUUUUUCAUAUUGUAAAGUUUCGAUGAUAGAAACAACUGGUAUGUACAGUAACAUAAUUUAAUUACAUUUUACUUUACAAACUACACAA